AAUCCAUGCCUAUGAUCCAUGUUGUCAAAUCCUUUUUACUUUUUUGUGAUUUGGAGUUUGGAAUAUUAGUAAAGGCGGUUCUUAUGUGGUGAAGUUUAUCUUGUCCAUGAAACGAAGUAAAAACAAUUUUAUCGUAAGCAAAGCAAAGACGGACGCGUGCUUAUCUUGCAACGAAAUUUAACUAUAUUUUUUGGAUAUCAUCAUGAAUUUGUAUGCUUGGGGUGCUAACAGCUAUGGCCAAUUAGGGCUUGGGCAUAAAUCGGAUGAGGAGUUAUUACCUAAAGAAGUUCAGUUAAAAGCAUGUGAUUUGAGAGCAGAAAACAUAGUUUCUAUAGCAGGGGGUGCAGGCCAUACAUUAGUUUUGGACUCUAAAGGUGUAGUGUACUGUUGCGGCUGGAACUCUAAGGGUCAGUUAGGACUAUCUGAUGAUACUUUUAAAUUGACACAAAUUGAGAUUUUAAAGGAAUUUAAAAUCGUACAAAUAUCAUGUGGCUGGGAUUUCAGUGCAGCUGUCUCUGAAUGUGGCAAACAAUUUGUCUGGGGUAACAACCAGUAUACUCAACUUGGUCUUUCCAAAAGUAUCACUUGCACUGGUAUUCCGUCUCGAUUACAAGUCUCUCAAAAACUAGCAACUGGAUUUCAACAGGUAAGCUGUGGCUUAAGGCAUUCAGCAAUUAUAACCAAAGAUGGAGGUCUCCUGGUUGCUGGCACUGGAGCAAAAGGGCAAUUGGGACUGGGAGACAAUUUUGAUGAUAAUAAUUAUUUAAGUAUAUCAAGAGUACCAGAAUUAAAUGAUGUAAUAAGCGUGGCUAGUGGGCAACAUCAUACAUUAGUGUUACGGGGAAAUGGAACAGUACUUAGUUGGGGAGACAACAAGUUUGGUCAAUUAGGUGUUGAUCCAAAUGUUGCCAAUAGUUUUGUCCCCUUGGAGGUCUAUAAUAGCGAUGCAUUGGAAAGUGUAUAUGCUGGUUGGACCCACAGUGCAUGUCUUCUUAAAAAUGGUGACAUUCUCACUUGGGGUCGUAACAAUUAUGGUCAGCUGGGAGCUAACCGGGACAUUACAUAUAGACCUGAAAAAGUCCCAACUUUAGGGAAUGUGAAGCAACUCAGUCUAGGAUCUGAACAUAACCUAGCUGUCACCAAUCAAAAUAAGUUGUUCGCCUGGGGAUGGAAUGAACAUGGCAGUUGCGGUACUGGGGAUAAAAUAGAUGUUAAGACACCAGCACCAUUAUUUCCUAAUAAAAGAGUUAAGUUGGCUUUUGCAUGCACCGGUAGUUCUUUUGCAAUAGUGGAAUAGCAAUACCUAGUUUUGUUUCCAAGUGCAAGAAUCUAUGCCAAAAUAGUAGUCUUCACUUGGUAAAUAUCAAUUCAACUGACUUCUGAAUUUUCAUUAUUUAAUUAUGAGUACACACCAUCAUUUUUUCAGUUAGUAUUUUUUGUAUUGUAAUUAUUGUAUGAUCUAUUUUUAUAAUAAAAAUUUUCAUUUUUCACUUGAAUAGUUUUUGGGUAUAAUUUGGCAUUGUGCUUGUCACUUACCUCCUGAAAAAAACAUUAGGGAAAUCAUUAUCUUCAUUGAAAUCUUUAUUUUAAAACUAAAACCCUUUUUGUAAAAUUUUGUAAUGAAAUUGUACAUAAUAUACUCAUUUUAUUAAACAAUAUAUUGAGCUGAGAUAAUAUAAUUUUAUAAAGU
This is a messenger RNA of Cylas formicarius (sweet potato weevil), 1690 nucleotides long. RefSeq lists its product as uncharacterized. The record is from RefSeq and is a predicted model, not a curated record. The transcript is spliced from 3 exons. Lineage: Eukaryota; Metazoa; Arthropoda; Insecta; Coleoptera; Brentidae. The coding region runs from base 203 to 1297 and encodes 364 amino acids.